Messenger RNA from Lucilia cuprina (Australian sheep blowfly), 2383 nucleotides. It is a transcript of the gene Aldh-III, whose product is annotated as aldehyde dehydrogenase, dimeric NADP-preferring. Gene Ontology annotation, molecular function: aldehyde dehydrogenase (NAD+) activity. Gene Ontology annotation, biological process: aldehyde metabolic process. The record is from RefSeq and is a predicted model, not a curated record. The transcript has 9 exons. Gene Ontology annotation, cellular component: cytoplasm. NCBI's taxonomy places the organism in Eukaryota, Metazoa, Arthropoda, Insecta, Diptera, Calliphoridae. Bases 590 to 2086 code for a protein of 498 amino acids.
GUUAAUAAAAAAAAUAUAUUUUUUGGGGUUUGUUUUGUCGAUUAUUUCGUUUUAUCUCUUAUUCGUCUUUGCUUUUGGUCUGACUGUUUGUCUAUCGUAUAGUAUAAAAUAAAUGGAAAAAGCGUUCCGUGUUGUAUCAUUAAAGCAAAGAUUAACUUUUGGACCGGAGCAGUGAGUGAUUGCGUGUGUGAUAUUUAAUAAAAUUAUAAAAAAGCUUUAAUAAAAAAUAGUAUUAGAUCAAUUAAAAAUAAAUUACUAUUACUAUAACAAUUGCGGGCUAACAAAUGUAGAUGCAAAAUUGUGAAUAAAUUUUAAUAUUUUUUCAUUUUAAUUUCGGUCCAUAUAAAACUUGCUCAUAAAAAAUUCCACUCUACUUUUUGUAUGCACGUAGAGAUUGCGGGAAUAAUCAAUUAAUGAAAGUGAUUUUUACGCAAUUAACAACAAAACAAAAAACACGACUAACAAAAACAAAAUAAAAUUGUAAUUGAUACAAAAUAAGCAAAACUAUAACUUAAAUUUAAUAAAAAUAAAAUCAUAACGAAACACUCUAUAUUUUUUAAAACUUGCAGAUAAUUACCAAGUGGAAAAAAUGACCAACUACGACGAUAUAUUGCAAAGAUGCCGCACAGCUUUUGCUAGUGGAAAAACAAGAGAUGUCAGCUUUAGAAAGAAACAGUUGGAAAAUCUCCUGCGAAUGUAUGAGGAGCAUGAAAAUGACAUGAUUAAUGCUUUAGACGCCGAUUUGCGUCGGCCCAAACAGGAAAGUUUGGUCGUUGAAACAGAGUUUAUGAAAAACGAUAUAAAACACAUUCUGUACAAUUUAAAUGACUGGGUAAAGCCAGAUUUACCUGAGAAACCUUUGGUCAAUUUAAUGGAUGAUGUGCAAAUUUAUAAUGAUCCUUAUGGAGUGGUACUUGUGAUUGGUGCCUGGAAUUAUCCCUUGCAAUUGUUGUUGGUUCCUGUAGCAUCUGCCAUAGCAGCUGGUAAUUGUGUUGUUUUAAAACCCAGUGAAAUUGCAGCAAAUUGUGCUAAAUUUAUAGAAGAAACAUUACCAAAAUAUUUGGAUAAUGAAUGCUAUCCAGUCGUUUGUGGUGGUCCCGAAGAAACAACAGAACUGCUUAAGCAACGUUUUGAUUACAUUUUCUAUACUGGCUCCACACGCGUUGGCCAGAUUAUACAUGCUGCGGCUAAUAAGUACUUGACACCUUGUACUUUGGAAUUGGGUGGCAAAAGUCCUUGUUAUAUUGAUAAAUCUGUAGAAAUAACAACUGCCGUUAAACGUAUUUUAUGGGGCAAAUUAAUAAAUUGCGGCCAGACAUGUAUUGCUCCCGAUUAUGUUUUGUGUUCCAAAGAAAUUCAGGAACAAUUUAUCAAAGAAGCCAAAAUUAUACUUAAGGAAUGGUACGGUGACAAUAUCAAAGACAGUCCUGAUCUCAGUCGUAUUAUUAAUAAAACUAAUUUUGAUCGUUUAGUGGGUUUAAUGAAACAUGGCAAAAUUGCUAUUGGUGGCAAUCACAAUGCUGCCGAACGUUUUAUUGAACCAACUGUAAUUGUUGAUGUAAAACCAGAAGAUCCCGUUAUGCAAUCAGAAAUAUUCGGACCCAUCUUGCCAAUUAUUAAUGUGGAGAGUGCCUAUGAAGCAAUUAAAUUCAUUAAUUCCAGAGAAAGUCCACUAGCGAUGUACAUUUUCACAAUGGAACCAGAAGUACAAAAUUUAUUUAUACACGGUACACAAUCAGGAGGCAUUUUAUUAAAUGAUACAAUAAUGCAUUACGCCGUUGAUGUACUACCAUUUGGAGGUGUUGGUUCUAGUGGUAUGGGCUGUUAUCAUGGCAAAUAUGGCUUUGAUACAUUUACCCAUAAAAAAUCAUGUCUGGGUAAAGAUUUAAAACCACUUGGAGAAAAAUUAGCUUCUGGUCGCUAUCCGCCCUAUUCGGAACGUAAAGCAAAUAUUUUGAAUUUCUUAUUGCGUAAACGUCGUCCAUUACCUAAAAUGUAUUUAACACAUAUAUUUGCCUUUGGUUUAGGCAUUGGAUUAACAUUCUUGGCAAAUCAUUUCAUGCAGGGAAAACUGUUUUCGCGCUAAACUAAGUACACUCACACACAAACAAACACAAUAUGAACCAAUAACACUGUUUUACAACUCUUGUAAACACGUCUAGGAUGGCAUUAUUGUGAAGUUUCCGUUUUGAUCAGCAUCGCUUACCUCAUCCCUUAUUUACAUACUUACUAAGAAACACAUAAAGGAAAAUUGUCUUCUUCUAUCUACUUAUAAUGUAAAACACCAAAAACAUACCUACUAUCAUUUGAACUUUCUAUCUAGUAUUUAGUUUGGAGUAAAAUUUUAAAAUCAUAUUACAUUCUUAAUUUAAAGUUUCUUACA